This is a messenger RNA of Durusdinium trenchii, 1805 nucleotides long. Lineage: Eukaryota; Dinophyceae; Suessiales; Symbiodiniaceae. The record is from the annotation of a GenBank genome assembly.
CCCAUCCCUAGAAGGUUCGGAAGGUUCGGCGCCAUGUCAUCCAAAGAACGUGCUGGAGGAGCAGAGCUGCCAAGCUACCUGAAGGUGGUCAAGCAGCUGGGACGUGGCGCCUAUGGGACCGUCUACCUUUGUGAGGACAAGAAAUCGGGUGAGCAGGCGCCGAGGGGAAACGCUGAAACGGUGAUAUCUGGAAGCUCAAGACGAUCUGGAUGGUGACCGAUUGGAUCCGAUUCAUCUUUUUGACCAUGGACCCCAUGAUUGUUUAUUUUCAUAUAGUUUUUUCAACAAAUCUCCAUCGGGUCCGGGAGGAAUCUUAUUUGACCCUCCCUCCACGCAGUCCACCUGGUUCGCAUUACAGCAGGUGGCUGUGAAGCAGGUGAAACAAGCGGCACGGCAUGGGAAAAGUAUGCUGCGGGAGAUCCGGCUGCUGGCACGCUUGCGCCACGAGAAUCUCCUGUUCCUUCUGGACUUUCCUGCUGUUUCAUCUCCAAACUUUGAGGAUAUCUAUCUCGUCCUGCCGUACCUGGCUGCGGAUCUCCACAAGAUUAUCCAGUCACAGCAGGCCCUGACCGAGAAGCAUGUGCAGGUCAUCUUGGUUCAGAUUUUACGAGCCAUGGAGUACCUCCAUGCCAGUGGCGUGGCUCAUCGCGAUUUGAAGCCGGCGAAUAUUCUGCUCUCCUCAGAUUGCAAGCUGAAGGUCUGUGACUUUGGGCUGGCCAGGGGAGGCCUCGGCGAGAGCGACGAGCCGGAAGAGGCGUGCGGCGUCUUGACGGAAUACGUGGUCACGCGCUGGUACCGAGCCCCUGAGGUAAUGUUGCUUCCAAAGCAAUAUUCGACAGCGGUGGACAUUUGGUCCGUUGGCUGUAUCCUUGGGGAGAUUCUGGGAAGGAAGGCGAUGUUUCCGGGCAAGAAUCACAUCGACAUGGUUUGCAUGGUGGCCAAGGUCCUUGGAAAUCCCACAGACUCUGAACUGAAUUGGCUUCCCAAGGAUACCGAUGCCUACAAAUUCCUCCGGAAGGUGUGUCCUCAAGGUUCUGGCGUGAACUUAAGUUCCACCUAUCCCCGGGCAUCGUCAGCAUGCUUGGACCUCCUCAAAGCCUUGCUGUGCUGGGAUCCCCAGGAAAGGCUCACAGCGUCUGACGCGCAGAAACACGAGUACGUGAAGCACUACUAUCCUCGUGAACCACCUCCUCCACCUGAGCCUUUUGACUGGACCUUCGACGGCUUCAAACCAACGACCAAGACCGUGCAGGCGAAGCUAUAUGAAGAGUGCGCGCGCUACCACCCGGAAAUCCGAGCACGAGAUGGCCUCUCUCCAAGCGGAGCCCCCGCAGGUGGCUAUCCGAUGAAAUCCGAGGCUCGCCCAGAUCGUUCCCCCAGGCAUUCUCAGAGAGACGCGACCCCGACGAAGAGCAAAUCUGAACGCUCAAUCACACCGGUGCCGGGUGCCCUCAACGGUCUCGCUCGUGCGGCCAUGCGCUUCCGCUCGACCACGCCACCGCCGAACACGGGGACGCCCCGGAGCGAGCGGCGCACCUCGCAGCCGGGCGUGCCCGAUGUGCGGAGCCGCUGAGGAAGGAGAUCCCAGUCGAUGGGUUUCCAGAUGGGGCACCAGGAUGUGACGAAGGACAACACAACAAUUGAGGCGUGCGACAGUCUUCCAUUUUCUCAGUGAAAAUCUGUAGCAUGCUUGGAUUGCUAGUUGGUGGAGUAAUCUCCAGCGUGACGGGCCAUAUGCGAAGCACAUGUGCCCAGCGCCCUGCUAGUUGUUAGGUCACGGGCUACUACUUCCAUGCUUCUUCCAC